GGGCACAGGGCCAUAGUGAGGGAGGUACAGUGUCUGUCCGAGAUUGGAGUGUCCCAGACCUGUCUACCGGCAGCCGGCUGAAUUUCCACCAUAGAAAUCGUUUGUAUGUCUAUACUAGUGCACGCUUGCUUGCUAUUUAACACACCUUUACCAGUAUGCUUUUGCAAUAUCUAACAAGGAACACUAACGCAGCUGGUGUUAUUGUCAGAAAACUUUUAACACAGCAGAUCUGUGGGCGAAGUGUUGCCAACUGUCGCAUGAUGAGCGCCUCUGCCGAGAGCAAUGUUAUCAAAGAAAACGGAUGGGAAGAGGGGACACUCCUCCAAAAAGUAAUGGAGUUGGUGAAGCAAGAAAAUUUGGCGUCCGGGAUGGAAAGCUCGAAGAAAGUGAUAGAAUUCCAACAUCCAAAAGAUCUUGAGAAAAUUCUACAGCUGGGCCUCACUCGCGAGGGUCUCUCGUUCGCCCAGAUUGAAGAACUGCUGAAAAAGGUCGUGAAAUACAGCGUCAAAACACAACACCCGCAUUUCUACAACCAGCAGUACGGCGGCAUUGACGAAGUGGCACUAACGGGGGCUUGGCUCACGGACGCUCUCAACACCAACCAACACACGUACGAGGUCGCUCCGGUGUUCAUCCUGAUGGAACGUUUCAUCGUCCAGCACAUGAUUUCUCUCUUUGGCUGGCCAGAGGGUGACGGUAUAUUUUCCGGAGGUGGAAGCAUGAGUAACAUGUAUGGAAUGCUGCUGGCCAGAUACCGUCUUUACCCUGAUGUCAAACGGACCGGGGUGUUCGGCAAGAAGCCUCUCGUACUCUUUACUUCAGACCAGAGCCAUUACUCAUUCUCCAAAGGGGCUGCGGUGAUGGGUAUCGGCAUGGACAAUGUGAUUUCUGUGGCCACUGACUCCUGUGGCCGGAUGCUACCUCAGGCUCUCCGAGAGGAGGUGGCCAAAGCAAGAGCCAGAGGAGGAGAACCUUUCUUUGUCAAUGCAUCUGCUGGAACCACUGUCCUUGGCUCCUUUGAUCCCUAUGAGGAUAUUGCUGAUGUGUGCCAAGAAGAGGGUCUAUGGAUGCAUAUUGAUGCCUGCUGGGGAGGAAGUGUCAUUCUCUCAAAGACUCACCGUCACAAUCUGAAUGGCAUAGAGAGGGCAGAUUCUGUUUCGUGGAAUCCACACAAGAUGGUUGGGACAACAUUGCAGUGCUCACCAUUUUUUGUGAGGCAUAAAGGACUGCUCCAUGAAUGCAACUCUGCAAGUGCCACAUACCUGUUCCAACAAGACAAGUUUUAUGAUGUGAGUUAUGACACUGGAGACAAGAGCAUCCAGUGUGGGCGGAAAGUUGAUGCUUUUAAGCUGUACUUCCUGCUUAGCACAAAAGGACUGGAUUUAGUAGAGAAGAAGAUUGAUGCUGCUUUCAGUGCUUCUGAUUACUUGAAUGAGCAACUAGGAGUGCGUCCAGGAUUCAGACGUGUCAUAGAGAAACCCCAGUGUACCAAUACCUGUUUCUGGUACAUUCCUCCAAGUCUCCGAGACCAGCCUGAGACCCCAGAGUGGUGGGAAAAGCUAUCCAAGGUUCCUCCAAUAAUUAAGGCACGGAUGGUCCAAGAAGGUACCAUGAUGAUUGGAUACCAACCUCUCGCGUGUAAGAACUUGGUCAACUUUUUCCGUCUAGUAAACACUUCUACGCCAAUGACCACCAAUGCUGAUAUGGACUUUGUACUAGAUGAGAUUGAAAGAUUAGGUAAAGACCUGUAGAAUGUCUGCUUAAAAGUUUGCAAGGAUUGAUAACACAAGUGUGAGGAAUAAAUUGCAUGUUUUUUUUUUUUUUUUAAGGUUCAUUGUUUGACCUCAUAUUGAGACAUAAAAAAUUUACAGACUGGAAAAAAAAGGGAUUGCCUGAAAGUAAAUACCUGCACUUGUUAAAAAUCUGUACUAUGAAAAUACUUUUAUUAAUAUUUUGUGUUGGUGAUAUUGAUAUUAAAGUAAUAAAAUAUAAACCUUUGUACAGUAAAGUAAU
This is a messenger RNA of Penaeus monodon (black tiger shrimp), 2013 nucleotides long. Its product is annotated as cysteine sulfinic acid decarboxylase-like. Gene Ontology annotation, molecular function: pyridoxal phosphate binding; carboxy-lyase activity. Gene Ontology annotation, cellular component: cytoplasm. The record is from RefSeq and is a predicted model, not a curated record. Gene Ontology annotation, biological process: carboxylic acid metabolic process. The transcript is spliced from 10 exons. Bases 156 to 1751 code for a protein of 531 amino acids. Lineage: Eukaryota; Metazoa; Arthropoda; Malacostraca; Decapoda; Penaeidae.